AGUGCGACUGUGAGUGUGUGCAGAGAACACCGUCUUUCUUUCUCUUUUCUCGCGUGUCGUACGGUAACCACACUCUCCUACUCCUUCACGCACUUUUCCCCAAUCUCGGACCCCUGAUUUCUAGGGUUUCACCAUCCAAUUCACCAUUUUCUCCGCAGAGCAUCUCUUAAUCAUUCUCAUAUAUAUAUUUCUCUCUUGAAACUAGGACUCGUCGCUCGCCGUUAAUGCGAUCGACAAAUGAGAAAGAAAAGGAAAGAAACCGAGGCGGAACUCGAGAUUUUAAAGUCGCAUUACUCGCUGGAAGAUUGUUCCAGGUGUAAAAAGAGGUGUAGCGAUGACGGUGUAGCCACUGCUCCACCUUGGGGAACGUCGUUAAUUGUGACGCCGUCAAGAGGUCUCAAGAGGAAGAUAGGGUGCAUUGAUAGAGCCACACAAAUGGGAAGAAGCAGAAGGAUCGACGAUGAUUACGUCACCGGAGGAAACAUGAUCGGGCAAGGAAAGUUCGGGUGCGUGUGGCUGUGUCGCGCACGCGCCGGAGGAGGCGAGUACGCGUGUAAGACGCUGAGGAAGGGGGAGGAAACGGUGCACCGUGAGGUGGAGAUAAUGCAGCAUCUGUCGGGGCACCCUGGUGUGGUCACUUUGGAGGCAGUGUAUGAGGAAGCUGAGUGUUCGCAUUUGGUUAUGGAGUUGUGUUCUGGUGGAAGGUUGAUCGAUAAGAUGAGGGAGGGUUCGUGUUCGGAGCACCAAGCUGCGGGUAUAAUCAAGGAAGUGAUGUUGGUUGUUAAGUAUUGUCAUGAUAUGGGAGUGGUGCAUAGGGAUAUUAAACCAGAGAAUAUUCUUCUUACAAAGUCUGGGAAAAUCAAGCUUGCGGAUUUUGGACUCGCCAUGCGGAUUUCCGAGGGUCAGAACUUGACGGGUUUGGCUGGGAGUCCUGCAUAUGUUGCACCAGAAGUGUUAUUGGGUAGAUAUUCUGAGAAGGUGGAUAUAUGGAGUGCUGGAGUGCUCCUGCAUGCAAUGUUGGUUGGUAGUCUUCCAUUUAAAGGAGAUUCACAAGAAGCAGUUUUUGAGGCUAUUAAGAAUGUCAAACUGGAUUUCCAAACUGGAAUGUGGGAAUCCAUAUCUAAACCUGCACGAGAUCUUGUUGGGAGAAUGCUGACGAGGGAUAUUUCAGCAAGGAUAACUGCUGAUGAAGUACUUAGGCAUCCGUGGAUAUUGUUCUACACAGAGCGUACAUUAAAGAUGCUGCCCAUUAAAUCAAAAUUGAAACUCCAAAAUGAAGCAGCUUGCCAGAAGUUUCUUGCUGCACCUGAAUCUGGGUUAGUAGGAAGUGGGAUAGAUGAUGGCUCCCUUAAUAAGGUUUCAAGCGAGUUUUCAUCCUCUGAAAGUGGCAAUUCAGAAUAUCGUGAUGACUGUGCGUGGAUUGAUGCACUUGCUACUGCUGUUUCACAUGUGAGGAUAUCCGAAACAAAGAGGAGCAAGUUGUGGGGUCCCACCGUUCCAAUUGAUCAGCAAGGUUCAUCUAACAUGAAGGCUAAUCUCUGUAAAGCAUUCUGAACUACUGACAGCUUGACACCGCAUAUACCAUAAUAUCGAUUGCUUUAGCCGGGGUUUUAUAAUAAACUUAGCCCAGAACAUUCUACAGUUGGCAAAAGUGGAUUACAUGCUAACAUCCCAAAUUGGAUGCCACUUUCUCAGGUGUCUUUUUAGCGUGGGAUCUAAUUACAGCAUUUCUUUUUUCUUCCUGUCCAUAUAACCUAAUAAUAAUUAACUGAGAAAACUCAGAUAGUUGUACAGAACAUGUAAAUAUAAUUUUAAUGUGUCACAACUGAAUGUUUUUGCUCUUGCUGGAGCAGGGGUUUAUGUGUAGAAUAUGUUUUGAUUUCACUUGUUUAGUGAAAACUUGAACUUAUUUUCCUUUGGAAGAUUAUAAUAAAAAAUUAUGAUUG
This is a messenger RNA of Abrus precatorius (Indian licorice), 1946 nucleotides long. RefSeq names its product serine/threonine-protein kinase PEPKR2-like. The record is from RefSeq and is a predicted model, not a curated record. Gene Ontology annotation, cellular component: cytoplasm; nucleus. Gene Ontology annotation, molecular function: calcium/calmodulin-dependent protein kinase activity; ATP binding; calmodulin binding. Gene Ontology annotation, biological process: protein autophosphorylation; peptidyl-serine phosphorylation; intracellular signal transduction. NCBI's taxonomy places the organism in Eukaryota, Viridiplantae, Streptophyta, Magnoliopsida, Fabales, Fabaceae. The transcript is spliced from 3 exons. Bases 238 to 1554 code for a protein of 438 amino acids.